AUGAUUUAUUAUCAUUUCAAAGAACACGGUCUUGACAAUUUUACUAUUUUCCUUGUAUCGGAACAUGAUAUCGGCGAGCGCAAGCAACUCAAUCAUUUCGAACAAUUAGUGAUUGACAGUACUCAGUGUGUCAAUAGGGUUCCUGCCCACAAGACUAACGAUGAGAAGAUAAUUCAAAGACAAACCUAUCGCGACCUACAUAAAGAAGAAGCAACUCAACGGGCUAAGCAGCACUAUGAAGCUAACAAGGAGCGAAUCAAAGCUCGAUCUAAUGAAAGAAUCGAAUGUGAUUGUGGAAGUACAUACACACGAUACAACAAAUCGCGUCAUGUUAAAUCCAAUAAACAUCUGAAAAGUUUAGCUGAUCAUCAGCAAUAA
Plasmopara halstedii is the source of this 378-nucleotide messenger RNA. RefSeq lists its product as uncharacterized. Lineage: Eukaryota; Oomycota; Peronosporomycetes; Peronosporales; Peronosporaceae. The record is from RefSeq and is a predicted model, not a curated record. The coding region runs from base 1 to 378 and encodes 125 amino acids. The transcript has a single exon.